Acanthosepion pharaonis is the source of this 939-nucleotide messenger RNA. The record is from the annotation of a GenBank genome assembly. Lineage: Eukaryota; Metazoa; Mollusca; Cephalopoda; Sepiida; Sepiidae.
AUGACACGCACGGGAAAUGGCGAUGACAACGCGGCCUACCGCUGCGCCACGUGCACACUACCAGGUGGCAUCGUCGACCAGAGCCGAAGACGUCACAGGAACUCUAUUAAAUUCUCUUGUUUUGGUGUAUUUCCGUGUAUUUCGACCGUUCUAUUAUACUAUAUACCUCUCUCUCCCUUUCUCCUUUUCCCUCGUUUCUCAUCCUUGUUAUCACUCCCGUUUUUCCCCUCUUUUUCCCCCUAUUUUUUCCUUUUUCUUUUCCUCUUUCUUUUUCUCUUUCUCUCUCUCUCUCUCUCUCUCUCUCUCUCUCUCUCUUUUCCUAUUUCGUUUCUGUUUUCUGAUUUUCCUCUCUCCUCUCUCUUCUGUAUAUUUUGUCUUUUCCUCUCUUUAUCCCCUGUUUCUAUUCUCUCCUAUUUUCCCUCUCCUCCUUUUGUCCUCUACCCCCAACUUUCUGUCUUUCCCUCUCAACCAUUCUCUUUUCUUUCAUUAAUAUCUACCGUCAUAUUUUCUCCGUCUUUCUUUUUUUUUCUUUCUGCCCUCGUCUACUUAGUUUAUUUCUUUCAUUCUCUCUCUCUCUCUCUCACACACACUCUUUCUUUCUCUCUCUCUCUCUCUCUUUUAAUCUUUCGUUUUUACUCUCUUAAUUCUCGUUCUGUUUCUUACUCUCUUUUUCCUCUCUCUCUCUCUCUCUUCACUUCUUUCAUUCUUUCAACAACUCUUUAUUCAUUUCUCUCGUUUCACUGCACAGCUGCUUCUAUCCUAUUACUCUCUCCCUCUAUUUACCUCACUCUCUGUGUAGUUUUACAACGAUGUGAUCAUGUAUCUGUCUGCUGUUUUUGUCUUCGACCGAUAGUGUUCCAGUUCCCAAGAUGUCGUCUGCUCCACCCUUUCAUGAAGACGCAUGUUUAUGUCUGGUUUGGGACAAAGACAAAUUAUUAA